Molecule: messenger RNA, 1071 nt
Organism: Nyctereutes procyonoides (raccoon dog)
Lineage: Eukaryota; Metazoa; Chordata; Mammalia; Carnivora; Canidae
Gene: ATOH1
Product: atonal bHLH transcription factor 1
Exons: 1
Coding region: 1-1071 (356 amino acids)
Molecular function (GO): protein dimerization activity
Source: RefSeq, a predicted model, not a curated record
AUGUCCCGCCUGCUGCACGCAGAGGAGUGGGCUGAAGUGAAGGAGUUGGGGGACCACCAUCGCCAUCCCCAGCCUCACCACCUGCCGCCGCCGCCGCCGCCGCCACCUGCGACCCUGCAGACGAGAGAGCAUCCCGUCUACCCGGCCGAGCUGUCCCUCCUGGACAGCACCGACCCACGCGCCUGGCUGGCUCCUACUUUGCAGGGCAUCUGCACGGCACGCGCCGCCCAGUACUUGCUGCAUUCCCCCGAGCUGGGUGUCUCUGAGGCUGCGGCGCCCCGGGAGGAGGCGGACGGCCGGGGGGAGCUGGUGAGGAGGAGCGGCGGCGGCGGCGGCGGCGGCGGUAGCAGCAGCAAGAGUCCGGGACCAGUGAAAGUGCGGGAACAGCUGUGUAAGCUGAAAGGCGGGGUGGGAGUAGACGAGCUGGGCUGCAGCCGCCAGCGCGCCCCUUCCAGCAAACAGGUGAACGGGGUGCAGAAGCAAAGGCGGCUGGCGGCCAACGCCAGGGAGCGACGCAGGAUGCACGGGCUGAACCACGCCUUCGACCAGCUGCGCAACGUUAUCCCGUCCUUCAACAACGACAAGAAGCUGUCCAAAUACGAGACCCUGCAGAUGGCCCAGAUCUACAUCAACGCCCUGUCCGAGCUGCUGCAAACGCCCAGCGGCGGGGAGCAGCCGCCGCCGCCGCCCGCAUCCUGCAAGAGCGACCACCACCACCUUCGCGCCGCCGCCCCCUACGAAGGCGGCGCGGGCACGGCGAGCGCAGCGGGAGCCCAGCCGGCCUCGGGAGGGGGCCAGCGGCCCUCGGCGCCCGGAGGUUGCCGGACUCGCUUCUCGGCCCCGGCCCCCGCGGGAGGAUACGCGGUGCAGCUGGACGCUCUGCACUUCCCGACUUUCGAGGACAGCGCCCUGACGGCGAUGAUGGCGCAAAAGAACCUGUCGCCUUCCCUGCCCGGGGGCAUCCUGCAGCCAGGGCAGGAAGAAAGCAGCAAAACUUCGCCCCGGUCCCACAGAAGCGACGGGGAGUUUUCCCCCCAUUCCCAUUACAGUGACUCAGAUGAGGCAAGUUAG